GAAAUGAUCUGUUUCUAGUUGCAGUGCAUGAACUGGGACAUGCUCUGGGCUUGGAGCACUCUAAUGAUCCCACUGCAAUCAUGGCUCCAUUUUAUCAGUAUAUGGAAACUGACAACUUCAAACUACCUAAUGAUGAUUUACAGGGCAUCCAGAAGAUAUACGGUCCACCUGACAGGAUCCCACCACCAACAAGACCUCUGCCAACAGUGCCCCCACAUCGUUCAAUCCCUCCAGCAGACCCACGGAAGAAUGACAGGCACCCUAAACCUCCCCGGCCUCCCACUGGUGACAAACCUUCCUAUCCCGGAGCCAAGCCUAACAUCUGUGAUGGGAACUUCAACACUCUGGCUAUUCUUCGCCGGGAAAUGUUUGUUUUCAAGGAUCAGUGGUUUUGGCGAGUCAGAAACAACAAGGUGAUGGAUGGAUACCCCAUGCAGAUUACCUACUUCUGGAGGGGACUGCCUCCCAGCAUUGAUGCAGUUUAUGAAAACAGUGAGGGGAAUUUUGUCUUCUUUAAAG
Molecule: messenger RNA, 519 nt
Organism: Merops nubicus (carmine bee-eater)
Lineage: Eukaryota; Metazoa; Chordata; Aves; Coraciiformes; Meropidae
Product: matrix metalloproteinase-16-like
Exons: 3
Biological process (GO): collagen catabolic process; extracellular matrix organization; proteolysis
Cellular component (GO): extracellular matrix
Molecular function (GO): metalloendopeptidase activity; zinc ion binding
Source: RefSeq, a predicted model, not a curated record